CAAACACUAUGGAUAGAAUUUCUCAAGGGAAUAGCUAUGUGCCGUAAGGCAAUUCUUAAUUACUCAAAGUGUUAGAAAGAUCCAUAUAGUUAUUAAAUAUCGGAAGAUGUAUCUAAUAUUGGCUCUAAUUUAUAUAUAAUAUUGGAUGUGAUUAUAACUUUGCCAGUUGGGCCAGCAAACUCUUCAGUAAGGAAAGAUUCAUCCGAGAACAGUUAAACUACGUAUAUGGAUAAGUGCUACUUUGUGAAUAACCGAUUUUGGUGAAUCGGUCUUUGGAUUUACAUUUCCUGUUAUCUGUUAACGUCGAUUUAUUAUACAAUACAUUUCUUUAAGUAUUGCACACAGAAAGAAACGAUCACUAUUGUUAUUUCUUCCAAUUGAUUUAGUCUCAUCUGGGAACAGUUAUCAUUACCAACAUUCCAGAUCAUAACUACAGACUAUUGGAUAAUGUCAUUCCUUCUAAAGAAGUGGAAGACGGUGUUCUAACCAUUCGCGAAUGCAGGAAUUUAUAGGCAUGUGAAUACACGAGACCACUAUGUGAUUCAUUAAUGAUAACUUCGCUGGGUUUGUUAGCAACGUCAGUGAGGGACCUUGGCAUGUGAAGCAUGUGAACAGGCAUCUGAGAGUUUGUUUUUAUUCACCUGUAUAUAUUUUAGGAUCGCGCCUCCACAACGGUUUGCUUUCCGACUGUAUAUAUUCCAUCUUCCCAGAAUCUACCUACCGAUAUUACCGCAAAGCGACGAUGACAACGAAGACGCAAUUGAACGAGCAAGGUAGCUGCAUCAGCAAUUAAAUGGAUGAAGUUUAUAUCCUCACAAGUGCAGACAUUGUGGGGAAAGGGCUAUAAGAAUGCAUUUCCCUCAGGGGUUGAUCAGUUAGCCUAUAGAAGGGAACUUUUUUUAUUUCUUCUGUUUUCAUUUUUUAAUGAUUCUUCAGCUUGAUAAUCAUUAUACUUCAAGCUGCCCAAGGUCAUCCUUGAGAACCAUCCAAACUUAUUAGUUACUUUUAUUUCGUUCCAUUAGUCCCAUCAUUAAUUUGGUUGCAAACUCUGUUAAGUGUCUUAUUGUAAACAAGGGGUGAGCUUAUUCUUCCACCUCUAAGCAUUUUGUCUACAUCCUGCAGCUAAACAGACAAUGAAAUUCGUCGUAUCUUCAUUUCUCGUUUCUCUCUGCAUGCUGCAGCCAUUGCACUAUCGUCUACUCCACCAAAGUUCAUAACACGUCCGUUUUUGUCUUCAGGAAAGUUCCGUUGAUGCUAAAUUGCUUCGUACAGACAGCGAGCAAUCUCUUCAAUUGAAAAAAAUUACAAGGUAAGGAACUGCCAAUUUUUGAAUAGACCAUUUAUUCAUUCGUAAACAUGUUAAAACAAAUCCAGAAAAAGUCACCAGGAAGGAUUUCUCCAUAAUUCGCCAAAAUGAAUCCUGGAAGAAUAGUAUAGACGUUGGGGGUUUCCCUUCCUUUGCCCCUAUAGCAAAGUGUUUCACUUGCAUACUCUGAAAGCGCGUAGCCCAUAGCUUGUCCUUUGGCUUCACGGUCUGCCAUCGCAAGUUCUUGGUGUCGACCUCUGGAUACAGCCACAAAAAUAUGAACCUACUAUGCUCAAAUUAAAAAGUGUUUACUCAUCACAUUACUUUCCAUACAUUAUGAUAUGUCUUUGUCUGUAUGAGUCUUGGAAACAUGCUUCUCCAAAAGAAUCCCAUUUUUCAAAAUAUAGAAAAAGGCUUUCGUCACUUGAAUCGAAACUUAGAAAAUUAGAGGAAAUUCAGUAUACUUUUUAAAGUCUUACAUCCUUCUCUCGGCAUCUAAAUCUUUCAAUUCUCGAAUAAGACAGAUCACCUUCUCUCCUUGACUCAAAAAAAAAAAAAAAAAAAAAAAACAUCAAUCUCAUUCAGCGCUUUCCAAGGAAUACAGUAGCCACACAUCAUUAACACCCAAAUAUUUUUGAUGGGUGUCAAUGACUCAAUGAUGUCUCUUUCAAAAGCCAUUUGAAUAGCAUCAUUUCUGUUUAUGCAAUAAACAGUCGAAGCUCUGUAGAUCCAUGGAUGGCACGUAUUUAAGCACUUGGAAAACGCGCUGGCAAGCUUGGAUCAGUUUUGAGGAUACCAUUUCACCGGCAACAACGACCAUCUUAUACUUAGCAAAUGAUUUGUUCUUUCUUAUAGUAGUCCAAUCAUUUCCAAUAGUUAAGUUAAUUAAGAAAGAUUAGGAGACAUGCAUGUCCACAUUGCAGGGCAUAAUGCACAUUCCACGCCAAAUGUUCGGCCUUGGAAAUAAUUGGAACGGGUGAUUGCGUGAGCAAAGAGGGACACAAUAUUCAUCCUCCUGGAGUGAGUAAAGCAGCCAUCCAAGCCAUUGUAGAACGGGAAAAGUUGGGAGCCAUUAUCAAUGGAUUUGAAGAUGAUGCGACAACUCUGGAAUACCUCAGUCAGCCGCUUAAACACACCUCUUCACACGAUAGGGGUGAACUUAUUGGAUUCCCGUAGAUUUAUUGCUAUGGCUAAUCAGCGCAAUUUUCAAUCUCGUGUCCUGUUUGAAUACAAGGUGCAGUGGGAUCUGUUUAAAGAGUCGUCAAAUGGAGUGUUUCACACCGAGAAUAUGAUAAAAACUAGGAAAGAUAUUUGCAGGCGAUCAUACGUAAUAAGUAUCUACAAUAUUCUCAUCCCAACUUUCACUGAAGAUGACAACAGUACUGUGGUCCACUAAGCAAAAAGUGAGCAUAACAAGUCAUUUGAUUGUCUCUUAAAAAGAAUAAAUGUAGUUCCCGAGGAUAUACUCUGUUGAUAGAGUCCAGCAAUUGUGUUGACUCUUUUCUCGUAUAGAAAUCCACAAAAGGAUUAUUAGUUCAGAGGUUACCUUUUCCAGAAAUCUGGAGAUAAUAAUUAAUAUGGCGUUAGUGUUCUCAAUUCUGUAAUUGUAUACUAGGGAAGUCAUUACUAUGAAUAUAUUCUUCCAGCCUUCGCAGGGAUUUGCAUGUUGUUUUUUUUUUUUUUUUUUUUUUUUCAGUUUUGCCAGAUAUUUAUUUUCAUGAACCAUGAAAUAGGAUAGAGAAUUGUCAAUGGAAUCAAUACACACUAAUCUCGAA
Messenger RNA from Schizosaccharomyces cryophilus OY26, 3081 nucleotides. Its product is annotated as ubiquitin carboxy terminal hydrolase Ubp3. The transcript has a single exon. The record is from RefSeq and is a predicted model, not a curated record. NCBI's taxonomy places the organism in Eukaryota, Fungi, Ascomycota, Schizosaccharomycetes, Schizosaccharomycetales, Schizosaccharomycetaceae. Bases 2385 to 2702 code for a protein of 105 amino acids.